This is a messenger RNA of Exophiala aquamarina CBS 119918, 591 nucleotides long. RefSeq lists its product as uncharacterized. The transcript has a single exon. The coding region runs from base 1 to 591 and encodes 196 amino acids. Lineage: Eukaryota; Fungi; Ascomycota; Eurotiomycetes; Chaetothyriales; Herpotrichiellaceae. The record is from RefSeq and is a predicted model, not a curated record. Gene Ontology annotation, cellular component: mitochondrial intermembrane space; mitochondrion.
AUGUCCAAGCCGACAGCCGCCCCAGCACAAUUAACUCCUCAAUUCUGCUUCAACACCCGGGUUGUGCGGGACUUCCUACGCCUGUCGCGGGCCAGCAUUGACGACAGCAUCUCCACCAACCUCAAUGCCCUGCUGACGCCCUCAACGACAUCCCCAUUCGACCCUGCCUCGACUGCCAUUCGAAACCCCUCCCUCCCGUCGUCAUUAACUCGCGCCCCCAUCCCACACGACACCUCCAAGGCGUUCUUAUCUUCUGUCCUCUUCCCUUCAUGGCAGUCGCGGAGCUCCGUCAUAGCUUAUUGCACAGCUGUUGCUACGAGUCCGGACCCUGAUGAUCCCGAUUUGAUCGAACGUGAAGCCCAGAACAAGAAGGACGCUGAUCGCAUCGUGGACGAACGGCUAGACCCAUAUUCUGGACGAUUCUUCCCUCGAGAGGCCAGGACGGAGCAGCUGGCGGCGUUGCUAAGAAACGAAAACACCGUGGAAACCAUCGUGAGAGGCCGCACAUGGGGUAUCGUUACCGAUAGGUGUGAGGGCAUUGAUGGCAAGUGGGAAGAUGCGCUGGACAAGUGGCGGGAAGGGAAUCAAUAA